UCCAAACAACGAUGGCUGUCUUCUCUUCCACUCAAUCGCAUCAACUGUUCUUAAAUUUCCGGGGAGAGGAAUUGCGUUAUAGCUUCGUGAGCCACCUCAUUGAUGCCUUGGAAAGGAAUGGGAUAAACAUCUUCGUAGACAGAUACGAGCUGAGAGGCAAAGACCUUAAAAAUCUCUUUGUAAGGCUUCAAGAGUCGAAGAUCGCGCUGGCCAUCUUCUCUACCAGGUAUGCAGAGUCGCCGUGGUGUAUGGAUGAGUUGGUUACUAUGAAGAAACUUGCGGAUCAAGGAAAGCUCCUAGUCAUUCCAAUCUUCUACAACGUAGAGCCAGAAGACAUCAGAAAACAGACAGGUGAGUUUGGUGAAAAAUUCUGGACUCUCGCGAAAGGAUCUACUGGAGAUGAGAUAAAGAAAUGGAAAGAAGCCUUGGAAUGUAUUUCCGACAAGAUGGGUUUGUCAUUGGGAGGCAAGAGCUAUGAAGCCGAUUUUAUCAAGGAGAUUGUCAAGGAAGUUCAGAGAGUUAUAGCAGCAAUUGGAACUGAGGACGAAGUGAAUCAUUUUGGGGGAAAAAACAAAAAGAAUCGCAAAUGCAAUUUCCCACGUGAGCUUACCGUUUUCAAGAGGAUCAAAACCAAAAAGAUAAAGUUUUGA
Messenger RNA from Camelina sativa (false flax), 650 nucleotides. Its product is annotated as disease resistance protein RBA1-like. Gene Ontology annotation, biological process: signal transduction. The record is from RefSeq and is a predicted model, not a curated record. NCBI's taxonomy places the organism in Eukaryota, Viridiplantae, Streptophyta, Magnoliopsida, Brassicales, Brassicaceae.